GGAGGAGGAGGAGGAAGGUGAGGGCAGCUGGCCGGGACCGAGGCCGGGGUCGUGGCCCUGUCGGGGUCGCGCCGUCCCUCAGCAAAGCUCCAGCCUGCGGCGGUAGAUAGCGCCGGGUGUUGCAGACGGGGCCGUGUAGGAGCACCCGUCACCCGGCGCGGGGGUGGGCCCGGUCUCCCUGGGCCGCAGUCCCGCUGCUCGCCACGCCGCGCGGAACGCGUGGCUGAAGGGCGGGAGGGGUGCGGGUCACCCCGCGCCUCGCCUCAGCCCCGCGGCGCGUCCCGCUGCCGGCGCCGCACGGCCUUAACCCUUUUCUCUCGGUACUCCUCAGAUGAGCUGUGAGCCGUUGGCCAGAGGGGGGUGAAGGGUGCUGAGGCGAGGCCACCCGGCGUCGCAGGGCCGGUCCACCAGGGACUGCCCCCCCACCCCCCCCACCCCCGCGGGAGGGUCUCCCCCGCCACAGGUUGGCCCCCACCGCCGGUUCGCCCCCUGCCCGCAGGCCCCGGGCGCUGAACGUGGCCGUGUCACAGGGCAGCGUGACCGACGCGCCGCUCCCCUACCUGAGCUGAGCUUGGCGCUGGCCGGACCCAACCAGCCUACCAGCCCUCCACGCAGCCACCCGGGAAGAUGGAAGAGAAUAGAAGUAAGCCUUUAAAAUAACUAAAUAACUGAUUUGAAGACCAUUUGGGCACAAUUGGGAGGUAGAAGAGUGGACAUCAUAUUUGAACAGAUGCAAAAUGUACUGCUGUUGCUGAAGCAAAAGAUCAAGAAUGGAACUGCGACAAACCAAGAAUACUGUCAGGCUUCGGUACUGGUGAAUGAAGCUAAUCUAGGUGAUCUCUUAACCUUGACAAAUGUAGGUGCUGUAUUUGAUGGAGAUGGCAUACAGGAAACCAAACCUAAAUGGCAACGUCUUCUUACAGAUGACAACACUGCAAACUCUGUAGAAGGUUCUCACAGCAAAAAGGAGGAGAUGGCAAAAACGGGUUCAGGGAGUAAAGAAGCAUCUCUUAAAAUUCAAGAUUUACCUUUAAACCUUCAGUAUCAGAACCACAAGUGCUCUAGUGCAUGUCUUCCCAACAGAGCGGCAGGCUUCUACAAGGGUGAAAAUCCUCUUAAGAUACCAAUCCUGUUUCACUUUCAAAGAUGCCAUGCAAAAGCAGACUGCCUUUCAAAAUCACUGGAUGUGAAUUAUAAAGCUCCUUGUGGUCGAAGUCUGAGAAGCUUUCAAGAUGUGCAAAAUUAUUUGUUUCAAACGGAGUGCAAUUUCUUAUUUGUUGAUCACUUCUCCUUCAACACAUACGUACUGUUAGGCAGGAGUACCGUAAAUCCUGAACCCCUCGUAUUUGAUUUUGAUAUCAGCAAUGGAGCAGAGUCUGUGCCCAUUUCCUUCUGUAAUGAUCUUGACCACGCAAGAUUACCUUAUUUCAAAUAUCGGAGGACAUCGUGGCCGCAUGGAUAUUAUCUCAACAAUUUCUCUAGCGUAUUUGUUGAUUCAUGUGACUGCACAGAUGGCUGCAUUGAUAGGUCAAAGUGUGCAUGCCUACAGCUAACUGCAAGAGGCUGUAGUAAAACUUCUAGAAGUAGUGCAACAUCCCAUGGAUACAGUUACAAAAGACUAGAGGGACCUGUUCCUAGUGGAAUUUAUGAGUGUAGUGUGUUGUGCAGGUGUGACAAGAUGAUGUGUCAAAACAGAGUUGUACAGCAUGGCAUUCAAGUCAGGUUGCAAGUGUUCAACACGGAGAGGAAAGGCUGGGGUGUCCGCUGCCUAGAUGAUAUCGACAAGGGGACAUUUGUUUGUACUUACUCAGGCAGAUUGAUGAGCAGAGCUAAAGUUCAAGUACUGGGAGAUGAUGAUCAGGAGCUGAGAGAGGAGAGUGCUGUGAGUGGCAGAGUCUGUGGCUUUUUUUCCAAAAAAAGAAAACUUCACACUGAUUGUUCAGAGACUGUGAUUGGACGAGUGCAGACUGGCAGAAGUCACAUUCUUGAGAAGGAGGAAUCUUUGUCUCAGACUGUAGAUAAUGAAAAUAAAUCAACCCUGGUUCAUCCCAGGAAUUUAAGUAAUGCAACCGCGAGAAUGCCUGGAACUAGAAGGGUUGUUUUUCAUAAUCACCCGCUAAAAAUGGAAAAUGAUACACUGGCGCACAUUGUGAGCUCAGAUGAAGAUAAUAGUUCUCAGACUCAUCAGUCAAGCAAACUAACCAGUGGAACCAAGAAAGGAAAAGAAAAAUCCACUCAGCAGCAGAAGGAAGAACAUCCAAUGGAAAUUGGACAGACAGAGUCUGCUGACAUGGACAGUGCAGAACGCAAAAGAAAGAGACUGUCUCUGCAGGGUGUUGAUUGUGACAGGGCAGAUGUGCUGGAUGACACAUCUGUUACAAGGCCAUCCAAAAGCGUACCCCUAAAAGGAGGAACGUACCACUGCAAAGAGGAAAAACACAGGCAGUCAAAACACGACACGUUUUGUCAGAAGGCUGAUGAUGACAGGAUGCUUCUGAAGAAUGCUAAUGAAGAAAAUAUUUAUAUACUGGAUGCCAGCAAAGAAGGAAAUGUGGGUCGUUUUCUUAAUCACAGCUGCUGCCCAAAUCUCUUUGCACAGAGCGUGUUUGUAGAGACUCACAACAGAAAUUUCCCAUGGGUGGCGUUCUUCACAAACAGGCAUGUGAAAGCUGGAACCGAACUUACAUGGGAUUACGGUUAUGAAGCUGGAAGCAUGCCAGAGGUAGAGAUUUCCUGUCAGUGUGGAGUUCAGAAGUGCAGGAAAAAAACCUUAUAGCCAAGGCUUUCCUGUUGUCAACACAUGAUGUCCCUGGGGAUGUAUAUGCUGGAAGGGACUACUAUGCAGUGAACAGCACACUUACAUCUGUGGUCUAAUUAAAUUCAACUAAAAUGCCUUUCA
Messenger RNA from Falco peregrinus (peregrine falcon), 2899 nucleotides. It is a transcript of the gene SETDB2, whose product is annotated as SET domain bifurcated histone lysine methyltransferase 2. The coding region runs from base 731 to 2776 and encodes 681 amino acids. Gene Ontology annotation, cellular component: nucleus. Gene Ontology annotation, molecular function: zinc ion binding; histone H3K9 methyltransferase activity; protein binding. The transcript has 13 exons. Gene Ontology annotation, biological process: negative regulation of gene expression; heterochromatin organization. NCBI's taxonomy places the organism in Eukaryota, Metazoa, Chordata, Aves, Falconiformes, Falconidae. The record is from RefSeq and is a predicted model, not a curated record.